UUAAUAAACUUUUCCCUUUUUUUUUUCCUUUCUUUCUACUAAGGAAACACCUUUUUAAUUUUACAUAACUCCUUUCUGGAAUAUCAAUUAAGUAGCUAUGUGUGGUAUUUUUGGAUACGUUAACUUUUUGGUUGACAAAACUAGAGGCGAAAUUGUCGACAACCUUAUUGAAGGUCUUUCAAGAUUAGAAUACCGUGGUUAUGAUUCUGCUGGUAUUGCCAUUGACGGUGACAAGAAGGGUGAAACCUUUAUUGUCAAGCAAGUUGGUAAGGUUAGAGCCUUGAAGCAAGAAAUUGAAGACCAAAACUUGGACCGUUCUGCUAGCUUUGAUUGUCACGUUGGUAUUGCCCACACCAGAUGGGCCACCCAUGGUCAACCAAUGACCAUCAACUGUCACCCACAUAGAUCAGACCCUAACAACGAGUUUGUCGUUGUUCACAACGGUAUCAUCACCAACUACAGAGCCUUGAAGACUUUGUUGGAAUCCAAGGGUUUACAAUUUGAAUCUGAAACUGAUUCUGAAUGUAUUGCUAAAUUAUUCAAACAUAUUUACGAUUCUAACUUGAAGGCUGGUAUUUCCGUUGAUUUGAACGAAUUGACCAAACAAGUUUUGUUUGAAUUGGAAGGUUCUUAUGGUUUGUUGGUCAAGUCUGUUCAUUACCCAGGUGAAGUUUGUGCCACUAGAAAGGGUUCUCCAUUAUUGGUUGGUGUUAAGACUGACCGUAAGUUGAAGGUUGACUUUGUUGAUGUUGAAUUCUUGGAUAACCAUGCUGAAUCUUCUGGUAACAAUGACCGUUCUUCAAACUCUAACAGUCUUGGUCUUUUACCAGUCGCUCAAGGUGAAUCCAACUUGAGAACCUCUCAAUCAAGAGCCUUCCUUGCUGAUGAUGGUAUGCCAAUGCCAGUGGAAUUCUUUUUGUCCUCUGACCCAGCUUCUGUCAUUCAACACACCAAGAAGGUUUUGUUCUUGGAAGAUGAUGACAUUGCACACAUUUAUGACGGUGAAUUACAUAUCCAUAGAGCCAAGAAGUCUGCUGGUGAAUCUACCACCAGAUCUAUUCAAACUUUGGAAAUGGAAUUGAACGAAAUUAUGAAGGGUCCAUACAACCACUUUAUGCAAAAGGAAAUCUUUGAACAACCAGACUCUACAUUCAACACCAUGAGAGGUAGAAUUGAUUUUGAAAAUUCCAAGAUCAACUUGGGUGGUCUUAAACAAUUCUUGCCAACUGUUAGAAGAUGUAGAAGAAUUAUUAUGAUUGCUUGUGGUACUUCAUACCAUUCUUGUUUAGCAACCAGAUCCAUUUUUGAAGAAUUGACUGAAAUUCCAGUUUCUGUCGAAUUGGCUUCUGAUUUCUUGGAUAGAAAAUCUCCAGUGUUUAGAGACGAUACAUGUGUCUUUGUUUCUCAAUCUGGUGAAACUGCUGAUUCUAUUUUGGCCUUACAAUACUGUUUGGAAAGAGGUGCCUUGACUGUUGGUAUUGUCAACUCUGUUGGUUCUUCUAUUUCUAGACAAACCCACUGUGGUGUUCAUAUCAAUGCCGGUCCAGAAAUCGGUGUUGCCUCUACCAAGGCUUACACUUCUCAAUACAUUGCAUUGGUUAUGUUUGCCUUGUCCUUGUCAAAUGAUUCUGUUUCUAGAAUUGACCGUCAUAAGGAAAUCAUUGCUGGUUUGCAAAAGAUUCCUGAACAAAUUAAAGAAGUUUUGAAGUUGGAAACCAAAAUUAAGGAAUUAUGUGAUUCUAACUUGAAUGAUCAAAAGUCUCUUUUAUUGUUGGGUAGAGGUUAUCAAUAUGCUACUGCCUUGGAAGGUGCCUUGAAGAUUAAGGAAAUCUCUUAUAUGCAUUCCGAAGGUGUUUUGGCUGGUGAAUUGAAGCAUGGUGUUUUAGCAUUGGUUGAUGAUCAAUUACCAAUCAUUGCCUUUGCUACCAAGGAUUCUCUCUUCCCUAAGGUUAUGUCUGCCAUUGAACAAGUCAUUGCCAGAGAAGGUAGACCAAUUGUUAUUUGUAACGAAGGUGAACAAGUUAUUGGUGGUGACAAGACCAUGGCCACUUUACACGUUCCAUUAACUGUCGAUUGUUUGCAAGGGUUAUUGAAUGUCAUUCCAUUGCAAUUGAUGAGUUACUGGUUGGCUGUUAACAGAGGAAUCGAUGUUGAUUUCCCUCGUAACUUGGCCAAGUCUGUCACUGUCGAGUAA
[Candida] anglica is the source of this 2194-nucleotide messenger RNA. Lineage: Eukaryota; Fungi; Ascomycota; Pichiomycetes; Serinales; Debaryomycetaceae. The record is from the annotation of a GenBank genome assembly.